GACGAGCACCGAGAGGAGACAGCGGCGAGCGGGGCAAAGGCCACCCAGCACCGGCAGGGGAGGCCGACCGGUGCCGCGCAGGGACACGUACUCAGUCUGACUCGGGCUGGCACUGGUGGCUAGGAAUGUCGUCCUGGACGAGGUGGCAUGGGCCCGCCAUGGCGCGGCUCUGGGGCUUCUGCUGGCUGAUCGUGGGCUUCUGGAGGGCCGCUCUUGCCUGUCCCACGUCCUGCAAAUGCAGCGCCUCUCGGAUCUGGUGCAGCGACCCUUUUCCUGGCAUCGUGGCAUUUCCGAGGCUGGAGUCUACCAGUGCGGACCCCGAGAACAUCACCGAAAUUUACAUUGCAAAUCAGAAAAGAUUAGAAAUCAUCAACGAAGAUGAUAUUGAAGCUUAUGUGGGACUGAAAAACCUGACGAUUGUGGAUUCCGGAUUAAAAUUUGUAGCUCAUAAAGCAUUUCUGAAAAACAACAACUUACAGCACAUCAAUUUUACCAGAAACAAACUGACGGUAUUGUCUAGGAAACAUUUUCAUCACCUUGACUUGUCUGAGCUGAUCCUGGUGGGCAACCCAUUUACGUGCUCCUGUGACAUUAUGUGGAUCAAGACUCUUCAGGAGACUAAACCUAGUCCAGAAACUCAGGACUUGUACUGCCUCGAUGAAAACAGCAAAAAUAUUUCCCUGGCAAACCUGCAGAUACCCCAUUGUGGUUUGCCAUCAGCAAAUUUGGCUGCACCUAACCUCACUGUGGAGGAGGGAAAGUCUAUCACAUUAACUUGUAGUGUUGCGGGCGAUCCAGUUCCGAAUUUAUACUGGGAUGUUGGUAAUCUGGUUUCCAAGCAUAUGAAUGAAACAAGCCACACACAGGGCUCCUUAAGGAUAACUAACAUUUCAUCUGAUGACAGUGGAAAGCAAAUCUCUUGUGUGGCAGAAAAUCUUGUAGGAGAAGAUCAAGAUUCUGUCAACCUCACUGUACAUUUUGCUCCAACUAUCACAUUUCUCGAAUCUCCAACCUCAGACCACCACUGGUGCAUUCCAUUCACUGUGAAAGGCAACCCCAAACCAGCGCUUCAGUGGUUCUAUAAUGGGGCAAUUUUGAAUGAAUCCAAAUACAUCUGUACUAAAAUCCAUGUUACCAAUCACACGGAGUACCACGGCUGCCUCCAGCUGGAUAAUCCCACUCACAUGAAUAAUGGGGACUACAAGUUAGUAGCCAAGAAUGAGUAUGGGAAGGAUGAGAAACAGAUUUCUGCUCACUUCAUGGGCUGGCCUGGAAUCGAUGACGGUGCAAACCCAAAUUAUCCUGAUGUAAUUUAUGAAGAUUAUGGGACUGCGGCAAAUGACAUUGGGGACACCACGAACAGAAGUAAUGAAAUCCCUUCCACAGAUGUUGCUGACAAAACCGGUCGGGAACAUCUCUCGGUCUAUGCUGUGGUGGUAAUUGCAUCUGUAGUAGGAUUUUGUCUGCUGGUAAUGCUGUUUCUGCUGAAGUUGGCAAGACACUCCAAGUUUGGCAUGAAAGAUUUCUCAUGGUUUGGAUUUGGGAAAGUAAAAUCAAGACAAGGUGUUGGCCCAGCCUCAGUUAUCAGCAAUGAUGAUGACUCUGCCAGCCCACUCCAUCACAUCUCCAAUGGGAGUAACACUCCAUCGUCUUCAGAGGGUGGCCCUGAUGCUGUCAUUAUUGGAAUGACCAAGAUUCCUGUCAUUGAAAAUCCCCAGUACUUUGGCAUCACCAAUAGUCAGCUCAAGCCAGACACAUUUGUUCAGCACAUCAAGCGACAUAACAUUGUUCUGAAAAGGGAGCUAGGCGAAGGAGCCUUUGGAAAAGUUUUCCUAGCUGAAUGCUAUAACCUCUGUCCUGAGCAGGACAAGAUCUUGGUGGCAGUGAAGACGCUGAAGGAUGCCAGUGACAAUGCACGCAAGGACUUCCACCGCGAGGCCGAGCUGCUGACCAACCUCCAGCACGAACACAUCGUCAAGUUCUAUGGCGUCUGCGUGGAGGGUGACCCGCUCAUCAUGGUCUUUGAGUACAUGAAGCACGGGGACCUCAACAAGUUCCUCAGGGCGCACGGACCUGACGCCGUGCUGAUGGCCGAGGGCAACCCGCCGACGGAACUGACGCAGUCGCAGAUGCUGCAUAUCGCCCAGCAGAUCGCUGCGGGCAUGGUCUACCUGGCGUCCCAGCACUUCGUGCACCGAGACCUGGCCACCCGGAACUGCCUGGUGGGCGAGAACCUCUUGGUGAAGAUCGGGGACUUCGGCAUGUCCCGGGACGUGUACAGCACUGACUACUACAGGGUCGGUGGCCACACAAUGCUGCCCAUUCGCUGGAUGCCUCCAGAGAGCAUCAUGUACAGGAAGUUCACCACCGAAAGUGAUGUCUGGAGCCUGGGGGUUGUGUUGUGGGAGAUCUUCACAUAUGGCAAACAGCCCUGGUACCAGCUGUCGAACAAUGAGGUGAUAGAAUGCAUCACUCAAGGCCGAGUCUUGCAGCGACCUCGAACGUGCCCCCAGGAAGUCUAUGAGCUGAUGCUGGGGUGCUGGCAGCGAGAGCCCCACAUGAGGAAGAACAUCAAGGGCAUCCACACCCUCCUUCAGAACUUGGCCAAGGCAUCUCCGGUCUACCUGGAUAUACUAGGCUAGGACCCUUUCCCCCAGACCGAUCCUUCCCAAAGCACCUCCUCAGUUGGGCCGAGAGGAUGAACGUCUUUUAACUGCCGCUGGAUGCCAUCAAUCUGCUGUUCUUUGCUCUGACAGUAUUAACUACAAAGACACCGAGAAGCUUUCCGAGGGAAGCAAUGUGUACUUCUCCAUCCGUAGACACAGUAUGGACUUCUUUUUGGUAUUAUCUCUUUCUCUCUUUCCAUCUCCCUGGUUUAUUCCCUAGUUUUUUUUUUGUUUGUUUUUCUUUCCUU
Molecule: messenger RNA, 2914 nt
Organism: Physeter macrocephalus (sperm whale)
Lineage: Eukaryota; Metazoa; Chordata; Mammalia; Artiodactyla; Physeteridae
Gene: NTRK2
Product: neurotrophic receptor tyrosine kinase 2
Exons: 18
Coding region: 126-2642 (838 amino acids)
Biological process (GO): positive regulation of kinase activity; synapse organization; multicellular organism development
Cellular component (GO): postsynaptic density; neuronal cell body; signaling receptor complex
Molecular function (GO): ATP binding; brain-derived neurotrophic factor receptor activity; brain-derived neurotrophic factor binding
Source: RefSeq, a predicted model, not a curated record